AUGGACAUUUUAUAUGCGACUAUCUGGAAGCUGACUUUAUUCCACCUCAUUCUGGCAUUGUACUUCCAUGACAACAGAUGCAAACUGGAUAUGUCAGAGAUGAAGGGGACAACAAAGAUGGGAGACAUCAUGGUUGGCUUCAUUAUACCGUUGUAUCUAGACAAGGUCUAUGAACAAGUCUCCUUUACAGACAGGCCACCGAAAACUACCUGUGCUCUGUUUCACUUUGAAAAUUAUCAGCAGUUCCAGGCUUUAAUAUUUGCUGUAAAUGAGAUCAAUGAGAAUCCCAACAUCCUUCCAAAUGUUACCUUGGGAUUUCAGGCCUACGACUCCUGCAGCGAUCUUCAUCUUGAUUUAAAGGGUAGUCUACAAAUGCUUACUGGACAGAGUCUGGCCAUCCCAAACUAUCGAUGUAAUGAGGCACCCCUAAGUUCUAUUAUUGGUGCAUCUAUUUCCACACAUUCAAUUGCCAUGGCUCACAUUUUGGGGCUCUAUAGAUACCCACAGGUAAGCCAUUUUUCUACAAGUCCACUUCUGAGUGACCGGACCAAGUUUCCAUCUUUUUUCCGAACUGUACCUAGUGACAUGUUUCAGUCUAAAGGUCUGUCAGAGCUGGUGCUCCACUUUGGUUGGACAUGGAUUGGCUUGUUGGCCUUGGAUAAUGACUAUGGUCAGCAGGGAAUUCAACUGGUACGAAAGGGAAUCCUUGAGGCAGGAGCAUGCGUGGCCUUCAUGAAAAACAUUCAAAUUGAUAGACCAGAUCGCAAUGCUCCUAGCAUUGUUGUGGAUAUGAAAAAGUCCACUGCCAAAGUUAUUGUUGUCUUUUCUGAUGCUAUUAACUUACUUCCCAUUGUGGAUGAAAUGAUAAAACAAAAUGUCGCUAACAAAAUGUUUGUAGCCAGUGAAGCAUGGGCCACCUCCAGCCUUUUCUCCACAUAUCCAUAUUCAAGUUUACUUUCUGGUACCAUUGGGAUAGCCCUUUACAGUGGAACUAUUCCAGGGUUUAGGGAUUUCCUCAACAAGAACCAUCCCUACAUGGAUCCACAGGACUAUUGGGUGAAAGACUUUUGGGAGAAAGUAUUUAACUGCAAAUUGGUGACUCAGAAGAACAGAACAGAUUCUUUAGUCACUGUGAAAAAUAAAUGCACAGGAAAUGAAAAUCUGGAGGAGAUUCAUAAUAGUUACAAUGAUGUCUCUGGCCUGCGGGUGACCUACAAUGUCUACACUGCCGUCCAUGUUAUUGUCAGAGCCUUGGAAGAUCUCAGAAGCUGCAACACAACAAAAGGAUCAUUCUCUCCUAACAUUUGUGAAGAUGUUAGGAAUUUCAACCCAUGGCAGCUUCUGCGCUAUGUGAAGAAAGUGACGGUGAAGCUGAGUACCGGGAGAGAGCUUUACUUUGACCAAAAUGGUGACCCACCAGCAGCCUAUGACAUUGUGAACUGGCAGCUGAGCCCAGAGGGCACCAUAAGCCACAUGAAGAUCGGCAGUUAUGACUCCACCCAAGAUAAGCCAUUUACCAUUGAUUCAAAAUCCAUGAGUAUACAUUUGUUCUUUCUCCAGGUACCUACCUCAGCCUGCAGUGAUAGCUGUCCAUCAGGAUUCAGGAAGGUCUCUAUAGAAGGACAACCAAUCUGUUGCUUCCAGUGUGUGCCCUGCCCACAGGGAGAGAUCUCCAACCAGACUGAUUCUCUUGAUUGUUUAAAAUGUCCAUGGGACCAAUGGCCAAAUUCUAAUAGGUCAACAUGUCUCUUGAAGAACAUAGAGUAUCUUUCAUAUGAAGAUCCAUUGGGAGCUGCAUUUGCAUUUAUCAGUGUCGGGUCCUUCCUGGUUCCUGUUGGUAUUUUGCGUCUUUUCAGCCUACAUAAGACCUCCCCCAUUAUUAAGGCAAACAACUACUUUCUAAGUUGUCUUCUUCUAGCAUCUCUCUCCCUUUGCUUUCUCUGCUCUUUGGCCUUUAUUGGUUAUCCAAGAAAUGACAGCUGCUUCAUGAGACAGACUACCUUUGGUAUGGUCUUUACCCUCUGCAUUUCGUGUAUCCUGGCAAAAACUAUAACAGUUAUUUUUGCUUUUGCUGCCACCAAACCAGCCAGUAGACUGAGUAAGUGGACCAAGCCUCAAGUGACGUACAUCAUAGUUUUUCUCUGCUCACUCAUACAGUUCAUAUUGUGUGUCUCUUGGCUAGCCCUUAGCCCACCAUACUCUCAGUACAACCUUCAAGAAAAACCUGGAGCAAUUAUUGUUGAAUGUAAUCAAAACUCUUCUGUUGCCUUUUGGACCAUGCUAGGUUACCUUUUUCUCUUGGCCACCAAGAGUUUUAUUGUUGCUUUCUUGGCCAGGAGCCUCCCGAACACUUUCAAUGAAGCCAAGUUAAUUACCUUCAGCAUGUUGGCCUUCCUUAGUGUCUGGAUCUCCUUCAUUCCAGCCUAUCUCAGUUCUUCAGGGAAAUAUACUGUUAGUUUAGAAAUCUUUGCCAUCCAGUCAUCAACUUGGGCACUAAUUAUCUGUAUCUUUUUACCAAAAUGUUAUAUCAUAUUGUGGAGACCAGCCUUGAAUUCCAGAGAAUGUGUUAUCGGCAAAGGAAGAAAGAGAGAUGUAUAGGAGGGGUAUAUACAAACUGGCAUUCAGCUUACUAUUUUCAAACUGAUUUACAAAAAUCCAAAUUGGCUAAGACUAAUUUUUAAGGUUUAUCUUUGUAAUUGUUUAUUCUCACCUGCAUGUACAGUAUAGUGAUUUAAACUUGU
This is a messenger RNA of Rana temporaria (common frog), 2741 nucleotides long. Its product is annotated as extracellular calcium-sensing receptor-like. Gene Ontology annotation, molecular function: G protein-coupled receptor activity. The transcript has 6 exons. The record is from RefSeq and is a predicted model, not a curated record. Gene Ontology annotation, cellular component: membrane. The coding region runs from base 1 to 2598 and encodes 865 amino acids. Gene Ontology annotation, biological process: G protein-coupled receptor signaling pathway. Lineage: Eukaryota; Metazoa; Chordata; Amphibia; Anura; Ranidae.